This is a messenger RNA of Cylas formicarius (sweet potato weevil), 3074 nucleotides long. It is a transcript of the gene Nhe1, whose product is annotated as sodium/hydrogen exchanger 8. The transcript has 2 exons. Gene Ontology annotation, molecular function: sodium:proton antiporter activity. The record is from RefSeq and is a predicted model, not a curated record. NCBI's taxonomy places the organism in Eukaryota, Metazoa, Arthropoda, Insecta, Coleoptera, Brentidae. Gene Ontology annotation, biological process: proton transmembrane transport; regulation of pH; sodium ion transport. The coding region runs from base 207 to 2171 and encodes 654 amino acids. Gene Ontology annotation, cellular component: Golgi apparatus; membrane.
UUAGGUAAAACGGGCGAAUGUCCUUCAUGGAUAUGUCCAGUGACAAUGCGAAACGUACGUAUUAACAAAUAAAAGUUAUUUAAAAUAGUAUUUUACGUCGUCGUCGCGAUUUGUUUGUGCAAGUGUGUGUGAGUGAAUAAUUAUUGUUUUCGAUGAACUACAGUAUGAAGUUUUCGACCGCCCGGGGUUAACUAAACUAGUUCGAGAUGGGGCCACGAGAAUGCCUAACGUUGACGGUAUUUUGCUUUCUGUUGUUCUGGAAUAUUGCGUCACUGCAAAAUGCGAGCGUGGCGACCCAAACGGCGCCGCCUGCCCAGCAGGGCACGCCUACACUGAUCUUUAAAGCGAAACCUACCAACGUUUCCGAAACUUUGACCUUAACGACAUCGGUUCCGUCCGCAUCAUCGGCAGCCACUCCACCAUCGAUAGUGCUAAAGAACGUCGACGUUAAGCUACCCGAUGCCGGUGUUGUUCAGCCCGAUACUAACGCGACAAAGGUCAACGCAACAUCAACCACACAAUCCGCGGAUCCCGUCCUGCCCGACAAAGAGGCCGCAGAAGACGAGCACAACAGUUCGAUGGCGAUAUUUUUUGUUCUGUGCGUCCUGGCGUUGGGAAUCUUACUUAUCCACCUCAUGCUUCAAACAGGUUUCCAAUAUGUCCCUGAAAGCAUAGUUAUCGUUUUCCUUGGUGCUCUGAUUGGGUUCGCGAUGAGCGCCCUUUCGAAUAGAAACAUCAGCAACUGGCGAAAAGAGGAGGCGUUCUCUCCGACCGCAUUCUUCUUGAUUUUAUUGCCGCCGAUAAUUUUCGAGUCGGGUUAUAACCUACACAAGGGCAACUUUUUCCAAAACAUCGGGUCGAUUUUAGUGUUUGCGAUAUUCGGCACCACCAUAUCCGCGUUCGUCAUAGGGUUCGGCAUCUAUUUUCUCGGUUUGGCGGAAGUCGUGUACAGGUUAAGUUUCGUCGAAUCCUUUGCGUUUGGCUCGCUAAUAUCAGCCGUGGAUCCUGUCGCUACCGUUGCCAUAUUUCACGCCUUAAACGUCGAUCCUGUUCUAAACAUGCUGGUAUUUGGUGAGAGCAUCCUCAACGACGCGAUCGCCAUAGUUCUAACCACAGCCGCCUUGGAAUCAAACAACCCGCUCAUGAGCACGGGAGAAGCGAUAGUAUUAGGCAUCCAGAGAUUUUGCCUCAUGUUUUUCGCAUCGGCUGGAAUCGGGGUAGUUUUCGCCCUCGUAAGCGCCCUCCUGUUGAAACACGUUGACCUUCGCAAAAACCCAUCCUUGGAAUUCGGCAUGAUGUUGGUUUUCACAUACGCGCCCUACGUUUUAGCCGAAGGCAUCCAUUUGUCUGGGAUAAUGGCUAUCUUAUUCUGCGGUAUUGUGAUGUCUCAUUAUACCCACUUUAAUCUGUCCACCGUCACUCAAAUCACCAUGCAGCAGACGCUACGCACACUCGCCUUUAUUGCCGAAACGUGCGUGUUUGCUUACUUGGGCCUUGCCUUGUUCAGCUUCAAGCACAGGGUGGAGCCUGCUUUAAUAGUUUGGAGUAUAAUAUUGUGUCUUAUAGGCAGAGCUUGUAAUAUAUUCCCAUUAGCGAUACUAGUCAAUAGGUUUAGAGAACACCAAAUCACCAAAAAAAUGAUGUUUAUAAUGUGGUUCAGCGGGCUGAGGGGCGCCAUUUCCUACGCCCUCUCGCUGCAUUUGAACUUCAGCGACGAGACGCGUCACGUAAUCAUUACCACCACCCUAAUUAUUGUCUUGGUUACGACCUUGAUCUUUGGGGGAUCUACUAUGCCCCUGUUGAAGCUGAUGCAGGCGACUAAGAAUCCGUCCAGGCGAUUGAAGAGGAAGAAAAAGGACAGGGAAGUUACAUUGAGCAAAACCAGGGAGUGGGGACAAACGUUGGACUCUGAGCAUCUUUCUGAAACUACCGAGGGUGAGAUGGAGGUCACCUUUGUUUCAGAUAGGAUAAAAGGUUUCGCCAAGUACGACCUCAAGUACUUUAUACCCUUCUUUACUAGGAGAUUUACUCAGCAAGAGCUAAAGGUUUGCAAAAGUCAGAUGACUGAUUUAACCAAUCAGUGGUAUCAAGCGAUUAGGAUAUCCCCAGAUCAAUCAGACGAAGAGGCCGUGACGACCGGUAGAUCUAGUAUAUCUAGUAUAGUUCGUUGACCAGCAGCUGUUUCUCAAAACCCCGAAAAACUUCGCUUGAUUUAAAUUUGCAAUCUCCCAGCCCUAAUGCAAUAAAAAUUAUUUAAGCAGUUUACUUGUCACUGGAAUUUCUUUGACGGCCUUAUGAUUUUUUAAUGUAUUGCCUGCAAGUUGAUAUUUUUGUGAGUGAUGUUUGAAGGGUGGAAAGAAAUGUUGCCUUGGGUAAAAACAAUUAAGUUAGGAAAAGUCGCGGCCCAAUUUUUAUUCAAUACUGUCAAAAAUCAAGCUUUUUGUUUUGUUUUAUUUAAAAAAAAAAGGACCUCCCGCAAAACUGUUGAUCAUUAAUGUCACUGGCGGCUAGCACUAUGUGACGUGUAAACACGCUUACCACCUCCACUCAUCCCGGCAUACACUUACUAGUGAUAAAAAAAUUAAAAAUAUUUUUUGUGAUUAAAGUCGCACAAAACUUGUCUGUGUUAUAAUGAUGCCAUUAACAUGGCCGCCUAGUUAAUAUAUCAUUUUUAACUAUACUCGUAUACGAACCACAAGACAUCAAAAUUCCGUAUUGAGUAUAUAAUGUUAAGCCCAAUUUUAUUUUUUGUGAUACUGUGUUAACGUUUUAUAGUUGUUUGGUAUCUCAGUUGCGUAAACCGACCUGAUGUGUGUGAAAUAUUAGGUUUUAACAUUGACCCGGUGCCAAAGCUUUUACCAUUCGAACUCGUUUUAUUUCCGCAGGAAGUGGGAAGCACGGAUGUAUUUUUUUGGAAGGAUUGUGCUUACUGUACUCCAUCUUUGUUGUCCAAAACAUUCAGUCUAACUGAACUGUCAAAUUAUUCUAUACGAAUUGUGCAAUAGUAUUAUUGAAUAAAACUAUUUCACUGUCGAAAACUUUUACUUCCGGCAUUGUUUCUCCUACCAAAACGG